Messenger RNA from Polyodon spathula (Mississippi paddlefish), 5261 nucleotides. RefSeq names its product von Willebrand factor A domain-containing protein 1-like. The transcript has 11 exons. The record is from RefSeq and is a predicted model, not a curated record. NCBI's taxonomy places the organism in Eukaryota, Metazoa, Chordata, Actinopteri, Acipenseriformes, Polyodontidae. Gene Ontology annotation, molecular function: protein binding. The coding region runs from base 288 to 1844 and encodes 518 amino acids.
GUGUGGAAACGGGAGUCCUCUUAAAUACCUUGGCUGUUUCGACCAUCACCAUACGAGUUUAAUCAAAGCAACUGGAGCUACUGCAGAUUACUGGCGCGAGCCCAGCAAACCACUCCGAGCAGCACUAUUGCGCAUCAACAGCUCGGGAGAGCUGGUCGAAGGGCGGCGGCAGCUAAGCUUUUUUACAUCCAAACAAACAGCAGGCACCUGCCUACGCAUUUCAGAGUGUAUUUAAAAACGAACACACACAAACUUUCAAGCUGAAAACUGAUUUGUAUAGAUUUUUCAUGAUGAAUUUCCGAGUGUACGUAACUCUUUAUUGCGCUAUCUACGUGCUUACUGCUGUUGCUAAGGAGAUAGAAAUUAUCGAAAAAAGAGGCGUGCUGCCCCGCUGCGCCACACCUCUCGUCCCAGUGGAUGUGCUCCUCCUGCUGGACAGCUCGAGCAGUGUCACGGCCUGGGAGUUCUCUCAGUUCCUGUCUCUGCUCAUGGGGCUGUCCUCCGCGCUGCCUGUGGGUCCUGUGCAGGUGGGGCUGGUCUCCAUCUCUGACUUCCCAGUACUGGAGUUCCGCAUCGGACAGCACCAGACAGCCACUGCCCUGCAGGGGUCCUUGGGGGUCCUGCGGCAGAGGGGGGGAGACACAAACUCGGGCCUGGCUCUGGAGUGGGCGCUGCGGCAGGGCUUCACCCCAGGAUGGGGUUCAAGGGCUGGGGCGCACAGGGUGCUGCUCUGGAUCACUGAUGGCAUGUCCACAGAUGAGGUUGAGCUGCCCGCCAGGCUGCUGAAAGAGGCCGGAGUCAGGGUGCUGCUGGUCUCCACAGGCAGGUCUGACCACGGCAUCCGAACCGUCGUCUCAGACCACUCGUCCAUGUUCUUCACAGACACAGACAACCUGCCCGAGAUUUCAGCGCAGCUGUGUGAGGCCAUCGUGGCUUCUUCUGCAAAUGUGAGAGAGAAAGGGAACAAUCCAAACACACUGACCGACAAGAAGCCUGCAGUCUCUUCAAAGCUAAGAAUACUUACUCCUGAAAAUUUGAGAGAGAAUAUAAAGCAGGUGAACACACUGACUUACAAGAAUACCACAGACUUUUCAAAGCUGUUAAAUUUGAAAGAGAAUGCAAACCAGGUGAACGCGCUGACUGAAAAGAAACCCGCGGCUUCUGCAAGUGUGAGAGAGCGAGGAAACAACCCAGACACACUGACUGACAAGAAACCUGCAGCUGUCUCUCUCUCUUCUAACUUGUCAGCUUCUUCUGCAAAUGUGAGAGAGGAAAGAAACAAUCCAAACACACUAACUGGCAGGAAACCUGCAGUCUCUUUAAAACCAAGAAUACUUACUCCUGAAAAUUUGAGAGAGAAAAUAAAGCAGGUGCACACACUGACUCACAAGAAUACCACAGCUCUCUCUCUCUCUUCUAACUUGUCAGCUGUGAGAGAGGAAAGGAACAAUGUGAGAACAGGGAACAAUCCAAACACACUGACUGACAAGAAACCUGCAGAAAGGCUCUCCUCCCUGCAGCACUUGAUGCUGACUGAUGUCACUUCCUCCAGUCUGGUGGCUUCCUGGGCAGAGCUGGAGGAACAGGAAGUGAGGCAGUACAAAGUGCGGCGCAUCGACUCGAGUGGAAGGAUCCAGGAGCACUCGCUGCCGGGUCACGUGAGGACGGUGUACCUGCGUGACCUAGCGCCGCGCUCCACACACGUCAUCUGUGUGUCGGCACUCUAUAAACAUGGGCGCAGUGCGGAAACCUGUGCCAAGAAAAGGACUUUGCCAGCUCCAGUCAAUAAGAGAAGACACAUUCCUUACAGACUCUGCUCCCCUUACUUCAGAUGCAAGUGCUGACACCCCCUUUCACAAUGGAACUGAGCUCUGCUGCAGAGGAGUACCACACCCCCCUCACCCCAGAAAUUGAAACUCAAAUCCAGCAUUACCACAGCGCGAACGGCAGCCAUACAGGCUCCCCUGCCCUAUAGUUUGUACAGGAGGCUGACUGCGUGGUGGAGCCAUGACGGCUCUGGUUUCCUGUGUUCAUGUACUGACACAGGAGACUGCAGGCUGGCUGCCCUGUGGUUUGUGCACCCUGCUGACUCCAGGAGCCACAAUGGCGCCGGUGUAUAAAUACAGACACUCAGAUAGACACUUUGGAUAGCUGGCUGGAGGGGGUGCAAGUAGAAAUUAUAUUUUUUUUCCAAAAAAAGAUGACUGAUAUAUCACAAAUAAAACAGGCUGUGGUUUACUCCUCCCUAACUUUCACUAUCUCUCUCUUCCCCCUCUCUAUCUUUCACUUUCUCUCACUUUUUUCUUCCUCACUCUGCCCCUUUAUCUUUUUUUCUUUUUUCCUUCUCUGUCUUUAUCCCUCUUUUUCUGUAUAUGCACCUCUGUCUUUGCUAUAGCUGGUGCCUGGUCUGAAAACUAAAAGUGAGGGCUUAGUGAUAGAAAAUGAACAGCAAUGCCGAUAAUUAUUAAACCCUAUUGGCUUCAUGUUCUCAGUGGGGGAUUGUGUAGGAGCUGCUUGAAGAUGAUCCAGUGUGUUGUGUCUGAGCAUUUGAUUGUCAUUCCCCUCACACACCAGCCUGAUCUAGACAUGACAUUCCUCCCUCCCUCUCUCUCGGGAUUGUGGGAGGGGCCAGUGAGAGAGGAGCAGUGGUGAGCUUUAAAUAAACAUAUAAAUAUUUUUUUUUUCCUAUAUAAAAGUUUGUUUUAAUAUAUGUAAACUUUUUUGUCAGCUUGUACACAUGGGGAUGGGCUCCCACUCGGGUGGAAUGGGGGGGGGGGGGGGGGGGGGGGUGGCUUGUGUCAGAGACACAAGUUCAAGUGUAUACCUGAGAUACUACAGGUAAAAUCCUUCUUCCCAGACCAGAAACGUUUUCUAUACUCUGCAAAUAUUGUACUCAGAAAGCAACUUUAGCUGAAUUUGAUUAAAAAAAAAAAAAGAUUCUGACUGAAAAAGCAUGAGCUCAGUGAGGAAAAUGUGAGGGGAUCUAAUCAAUUUUAAUGGCUAAUUUUACCUGGAAUAUUUAGAUUUUUAUGUCUUUAGUCAUUUUAUUGUUGAGCAAUCUAUUUUUACCAAUGGAGACAAUUAUUUUAGGCUCUUUUAACAUAAAUGGGGGCAGCGAUUCUAAUAAUAGACCACAGCUAUUCGAUUUUUUAAAUAGUAAACGAGCAAACGUGAUUUUAUUGCAGGAGACGCAUUCAGACUGCACUAGCCAGUCUCUCUGGCAGUCUCUUAAGUCACGGCUCCAAUGUCAGUGCAGAGAUGGCUGUUUUAUUUUCUCCAGGUUGUAAGGUGGAAAUUUUAGCAAGAGAUGAAAUUGUUCAAGGAAGACUCUUAAAAAUAGAGGUAAAAUAUGGUGGCUUUUUAAAUUAAGUAUAUUAAUAUUUAUGCUCCUAAUGUUGGGUGGGAGCGAGUUUUAUUUUUUAAAAACCGAGUCGGGCUGGGGCAAUGUAACACUAGUCAUGUCCUCAUAUUGGGAGGGGAUUUUAACUGCACUAUGGAUUUUAACAAUGACAGAAACCACGGGGAGCCCAAUCCCCAAUCUGUUAGGGAGCUGGCCACUGUAUUAAACACUUUUGACCUGGUUGACAUCUGGAGUAAUUUUCAUCCCACCAGCAAACAAUACACAUGCAUUAAAGUCAAUCAGAAUCAGCUGUCUGGCACGAUUGGAUCAGUUUUACACACCAAAGCAUCACAGAAAUAAAUUCAUUAGAAUCAGUAUCUUACCCAACUCUAUUUCUUGUCAUCACUUUGUAUCUGCUAAUAUUUCUUUACCCACCAAAACACAUUCAAAACCAUACUGGCACUUUAACACAAAACUAUUGUUAGAAAACAAUUUACCAAUUAUUUUUAAUUAUUUUGGGAGAAUUGGAGAAAAAAAAAGUAUGCCAGUUUGAAACAGUGGUGGGAUAUUGGAAAGAUCCAAAUUAAAGUAUUUUGUCAGCAAUACACCCAGAGUGUCAGGAGGUCAGCAGAUGAGCUGUCUGAGGCUGCCCUGCAGGAGAGAGGUCUCCAGCCCUAAAGAGCUCAGGCAUGCAGCAGUGGAUUUCUAUAGUGAUCUUUUUAAGGCUGAGAACUGUGACCUGGGAGAGAUGGAGCGACUGCAUCAGGGGCUUCCCAGAGUGAGGAGGAAUGGUGCGGACUGGACACCCCGCUGACCUUCCAGGAGCUCACUGCUGUCAUCAUGCAGCUCUCCAAUCAGAAAGCGCCCGGGAUCGACGGGCUGCAAGCUGAAUUUUAUAAACGGUUCUGGGACUAUAUUGGACAGGACAUUUACAAGGUCCUUCAGGAAUGCAGCCAGGAUGGAGAGCUGCCUUUGAGCUGCCGCAGGGCAGUAAUCAAGCUGCUACCCAAGAAAGGAGACCCCUGCAAUCUUAAGAACUGGCAUCCUGUCUCGUUGUGCUCAGAUUACAAAAUCUUUUCCAAGGCGCUGGCAAAUGGGCUGCGGACACAAAUAGGAUCAGUGGUGCAUAAGGAUCAAUCCUAUUGUGUACCAGACUGAUCAAUUUUUGAUAACUUGUUUUUAAUAAGAGGCCUUUUUAAUGUGUCCAAACUUUUUAAUAUUGACGUUGGUUUAAUUUCAAUUGAGCAGGAAAAAGCUUUUCACAGAGAUGACCAUGAGUAUUUCUUUCAUACACUGAAGGCAUUUGGUUUUGGCCCUGUUUUUAUUUUUAAUAUUAGACUCCUCUAUAAGAGUGUUUUUAGCCUGGUGAAAGUAAACAAUGAUCUGAGUGUCCCUUUCCCUGUGCAGAGGGGCAUACGGCAGGGCUGCUCCCUCUCAGGGAUGCUCCACUCCCUCUCUAUAGAGCCCUUCCUGCACCAGCUGAGGGAGAAGCUAACAGGGCUGGCUGUGUCAGCUGCACCCAACAGCGCCCCCAUCAGGCUCUCCGCAUAUGCUGAUGACCUUAAUGUCUUAGUUAUUAAUGACAGGACCGUUGCUGUGCUGGAAUACUGCAUUAAGAAUUAUGAAAAGGCCACCUCAGCUCAGGUCAUCUGGGCAAAAAGUGUAGCUUUUCUGGUAGCUGGGAGGGAGUGACUCCACCAUCACUUCCCCCCAGUGUUGACCUGGGAAAACCUGGGGUUAAGAUAUUGGGAGUGUUUUCUGGAGUUUUUUUGCGGGGGUCAGUGAUCAGUGUUGAGUCGUGUGGAGCCAGGGGUCAGUGAUCAGUUUGGAGUCGUUUGGAGCUGGGGGUCAGUGAUCAGUGUGGAGUCGUGUGGAGCUGGGGGUCAGUGAUCAGUGUGGAGCCGGGGGUCAGUGAUCAGUG